This is a messenger RNA of Spodoptera littoralis (African cotton leafworm), 855 nucleotides long. Lineage: Eukaryota; Metazoa; Arthropoda; Insecta; Lepidoptera; Noctuidae. The record is from the annotation of a GenBank genome assembly.
AUGUGCGCGGCAAUCGACAUGUUGGCGUCCGAGUCCUUUUAUGGACACAGUCCGCCAGCCGGCUUCCUAUCAGACUACAGCAUUCAAGCUCCACGAAGACCAACAAAACUCACAUCCAGAGGGUUCUCAGCACCAUGUUUAACACCUCUAAAACCCGUGCAUUUGACUUUAAAAUCAGCUCCCCGGUCGUGUAUAAGAAUACCAAAUGAGAAGAAAAAGAAGAAAGUGGUUUUCGCUGACGAUAGAGGUUUUGCACUAGAACAUAUCAAGUUUAUGACAGAGCCGUCUCAUGUGCCACCUUACUGGGCGCUGAGGAUAGUCUCCAGUCCACCUUCGGAGAGGAAACCGCCACCAAAACCAGCGGAUUUAUGGGAGACGAGAUUCGUGCAGCCGGCGUCUGAUUACCUGGAAUUUCGGCGAAGGAUCACUCAAGAUUGUGUGUCUUUGGAGAAUGUGAUAAUCAAACAGGAUGAGUGCGCGGUUGACGGGACUGUAAAAGUUAAAAAUCUGGACUUUGCUAAAGAGGUUUUCGUUCGAACGUCCUCAGACGGGUGGCUGACGAGCGAGGAUACAUUUUGCGCGUUCGUUGAAAGUGGUCCUUUAAACCAAAAUGGAGUAUCAACGUAUGAUACUUUUGGAUUCCGACUGCAACUUCCAAUCCAUUCUCGAAGGCUAGACUUUUGUGUCUGCUUUAAAUCUAAAGGGCAAGAAUUCUGGGACAAUAACGGAGGUUCAAACUACACCAUAGAAAAGUCUUCGGUACGGAGUCAACCGGCGAUUUCUUGUGCCCGUAUAAAGUACGGUAACUCGUGGACUACAAGGUCAAACGGGGAUGGAAAUGUGCCCUACUGGUGA